Messenger RNA from Cyphellophora attinorum, 1770 nucleotides. RefSeq lists its product as uncharacterized. Gene Ontology annotation, molecular function: oxidoreductase activity, acting on paired donors, with incorporation or reduction of molecular oxygen; steroid hydroxylase activity; iron ion binding. The record is from RefSeq and is a predicted model, not a curated record. NCBI's taxonomy places the organism in Eukaryota, Fungi, Ascomycota, Eurotiomycetes, Chaetothyriales, Cyphellophoraceae. The transcript has 2 exons. The coding region runs from base 1 to 1770 and encodes 589 amino acids.
AUGUCGCUCACCGCUAUCAUUCAUAACGCGAAGGAUGUGGUCACAAGUCUCCCAAUACUAGUCACCGCCGUCGGUCCGAUUCUCCUGGUACCAGUAGCAAUCUAUGCUUUCACGACUAUAUCCUACCACAUCUCGCUGUCCGGCCUCGAAAAUGCUCGCCAGAAGUCCAAAGUUGUGUCACCGCCCCUACUGCCGUACAGCUUGCCACUGCUCGGCAAUGCCUUCGCCUUCCUGUCAAAGACGCCGGGCAAGUUCUGGCGCUCGCUGGCAGGCAUCCUGUCGAAACAUCCGGCCAUGUCAAUCUUGACCGUCUAUAUGGGAGGACGGAAGCUUCAUGUCCUGCACAGUCCUACGGCUGUGACAUCGCUCUUCAAGGCACGCAACGUCUCGAGGAGUGGCUUCAACAGGGACAUUAUCGUCAAAGCCAUGAUGCUUAACAAACAAGACGAUAAGGCCAUAUACGGCCAGGGCUCAAGCAAUGUAGAGCUGUUCGAGCACAAGCAAUAUGAGAUCUAUAACAAGUACCUGCUGGCUACCAAUGCUGUUACGCAGCUGACUCACAAAUUCAACGAGGUCUUGCAGCGAGAGCUCGCAGCGUAUUGCGAUAAGAUCAACGUUCCGUUACAAAGCAAUAAGGACGACGAGUGGCACAGCAUUCCUAUGGUGUCCUUCCUCAAGGAACACAUGUUCACUGCUAGCACAUUGGCAUUGUACGGGAGCAAAAUCUUCGACUUCGUGCCGAACCUGGCCGACAAGUACUGGCACUUCGAUACGGGGCUCCUUGCUCGUCUAUACGGUCUUCCUCGCUAUUUCUACCCAGACGCGUACGCCGGCAUUGAAGAAUACCAUGCAGGAAUAAUGAAAUGGAUCGAGGCCGGCAAUGCGCACCACGAUGGCCUCCCACCACUAGACAUGGAAUGGGAAGAAUGGGCCGGCUCCGCAGUCGUUCGCGCCCGCCGUCAUAUGUACACCGAGAUGGGCAUCAGCGUGGCUGGGAUGGCAUCGUUUGAUAUGGGAUUCAUGUUCGGCCUCUCCUCUAACGCCAUUCCCUGCACGAACUGGCUGCUGUGCCACCUCCUCUCGCCCUCCAACUCCACCCUUCUGGCCAAAGUCCAAACAGAAGUCGACGCCGCGCGCCUCCCGGGCGGUAAGAUCGACAUGCCGACACUCCUUGCGGCACCCUACCUGACCUCCGCCUUCAACGAAACCCUCCGCCACUACGUCGAUGUCCUCGUCACACGCGAGCUCAACACUGACAUGGUCAUCGAGAACCACUUCCUCCCUGCAGGCGAUGUGAUCAUGGCGCCUAUCUUCCUAGCUCACCACGACGGGCAGGAGUGGAACACGCAACCUUCACCCUACGGGGAUAAGCGCGGCGUCAUGCCGCCCGAGAACGUUUGGUAUGGCGAGCGAUUUCUAAAGAUUGAUGAGAAGACGGGUAAGGCGGCCUUGAGCACGAGGGAGGCGGCUGGGAAGUUUAUACCCUGGGGAGGUGGCGCGCAGAUCUGUCCUGGGAGGGUGUUUGCGAAGCAGGAGGUUUUGGCUGCGGUGGCGACGUUUCUUGGAAGGUUUGAGGUGAGGUUCGAGGAGUUUUUGGAGAGUACGGGGAAGGAUGGAAAGAUGGGGAAGGGGCUGGGCAGGGACGAGAAGAGUGGGUUUCCGGUGGUGAAGAAGCAGUAUAGUGGGAAUGGGGUUGUGGCUAUUGAAGGAGAUCUGAGGAUCGGAGUGAGGAUGAGGGCUGGUGAUGAUGAAUGGGCCGAAAGCGCUUAG